AUGGCACCCAAUCCGUAUAUCAUGGCGGCUGAAAACAGUCCUGAUUUACUUCCACUGCUUCGUGAGCGAUCGGAGAUUGCUUCUGGGCAGGAUGAACAUGGGUACUCUCUCAUCCAUGCUGCUGCCAGUUAUAAUCACCUACACCUUCUGCGAACUCUCGUGCAUGAGCUUCACGUGCCUGUUGACUUGCGGGACGAAGAUGCCGAGACAGCUUUGUUUGUGGUCGAAACAGUUGAAGCGGCCCGCUGCCUAGUGGAGGAGUUGGGCCUGGAUGCCAGCAUUCGUGGGGAUGAGGGCAUGACAGCAUACGAAAAGAUCGCCGCCGAGGGGGAUUUUCCGUUGGUUGCCGAAUAUCUUCAAGGCCUGGCUGAAAAUGUGAUUGGGGAUAGAGUGCUGGUGGCUGAGGACGUGUUGGCUCCUCCACAGGGCGUUUCGAUUGCCGUGGAAAGUUUGACGGCUGCUGAGGUCAAUGCUGGCACUAUGGCAGGCGCCACCACGGAGCCAGACCCAGAAUUUCGGCGGCGGAUUGAAGAGCUUGCGUCACGAGAGGACUUUCACACGCAAGAGGGACAGGAGACGUUACGACAGCUCGUGGAAGACGCCCUAUCCGGACAGAAUUAG
Messenger RNA from Grosmannia clavigera kw1407, 621 nucleotides. RefSeq names its product ankyrin repeat protein. Bases 1 to 621 code for a protein of 206 amino acids. The record is from RefSeq and is a predicted model, not a curated record. Lineage: Eukaryota; Fungi; Ascomycota; Sordariomycetes; Ophiostomatales; Ophiostomataceae. The transcript has a single exon.